AGUCAUCUGGGUGCCCCAACAUACUCUCCCUUGAUCAAGUUACCCUCUCUCUCCCGUAUGUUUCCUACUGGUGCUGCAACAAGUUACUUUGUAGCUGGAAAUGACUCAGAUGUAUUCUUUUACCAGCCUGGAGGUCAGGAGGCCAAAUGAAUCCUACAGAGCUAAGACCAAGGUGCUGCCUUUUCCAGCAUCUAGAGGUGGCUGUCAUUCUGUUCGGCUCAUGGCAGCACCUCUCCAGUCUGUGCUUGGGUCAUUGCCUUCUCUCACUCUGAUCUAGUGCCUCCCUUUCAUAAGGACCCCUGUGAUAACACUGCCCACCUGGAUAAUCCAGGGUAAUCUCCCAUCUCAAAGCCCUUAAAUCAAUCACAUUUGCAAACCCCCUCUUGCCACCUAAAAUAACAUAGUCACUGGUCUGGGGAUUAGGAUGUGGGCAUCUUUGGGGUCAUUAUUCAACCCAUCACACACACCCAUUUCUCUCACCCUUGAAUUCUUAACCCCCUGCUCCAAAUGCAUCCUUCCUCCACGUUUUUGUUCAUUUCAAUAAAUAGCACCAUCGUUCAUUUUGAAUCCUGAGGCUAAUUCAGGAUUCAAGGCUAAUUCUCUUUCUCAGCACUAACUUUAAGAAAGGAAGUAACCAAAAUCCAAUGCAUGAAUAAAUUCUGUUCAUUCUGUGUCCAGUUUCUUAAUUGUCCACUUUACCUCCAGUCAAGGCCACCAUCAAAUCUCACCUGGAUGAUGGCAAAACCUCCUUGCUGGUCAGCCCCAUUCACUAUCGCCUUAUUCCAAGCCAGUCUCCCCGCCGUAUAGACAAUUAUAUGUUUAAAAUGUAAAUCUGAUUAGGCCAGCUGAAAAAAAAUUUUUCCGGUGGCUUGGUAUUUCUCAAUUCAACUUAAAGGAAUUAGUUCCUGGUAUUUCCUACAUACUGUACAUGUUGCCCCAAACGGUGGCUUUCACACAAGGAGCAAGCAUUUCGUUUGCUGACCUAUUCACGCGGAUUCUUGACCAGGGGAAAAGUCAUGCGGAGGCGUUGGAAAGCUGAGCAGCAAGAUUCCACCGCCUUUAUCCGGAGCCGCCCAGCCUCCACGCGGGCGACAUCAAGGAAACGAAGCAUCACCAGCUUUUGCUCCUGCGGAGGGCUCCCGAUGGUGGUCGUGGGAGCGAAACUCGUUAGAAACGAUGCAAAUUAGUAGUAAACAAGCCCUCGCCCCUUAAGGGGAAGCUGCGGUCAAAGUCUUCUUUCCGCCCCUCCCAGCUGCGCUCUCCACACUCCGCAGCGCUGGGAGCGAGCGCGUUGCCUCUCAUCUCCCCGCUGCGCUCUCUGCUGCGCUUUCCUUCGAGGUCGCACCUCUUCCUGAAAAGGAUGGGAGCCUCUUCUCGGAGGAGCCCGCAGCCUCUCGGGCCGCCGGCGCCCCCUCUCUCCCGCUUCGGAGGAGCCCUCCUCGCAGUUCGGCUGCUGCUCACGCUGCCGGCGGCCUGGGGUAAUUGCAAAGUCCCGGCACAGCUCCCGUUUGCCAGGCCUACAGAACCGAUUGAGAAGUUUGAGUUUCCUAUUGGGGCAUCUUUGAACUACAUGUGCCGCCCUGGUUACUACAAGAAACAGUUCCGAAUCACCUGCCAAGAGAACUUGACCUGGUCAAGUGCUGAAAACAAAUGUGAACGUAAAUCAUGUGGAACUCCUCCAGAACUCAUAAAUGGCAGAAUGACCAUAAACGGAGACACCAAGUUUGGAUCAACUGUUAAUUAUGCUUGUAAUGAAGGAUACCGACUCAUUGGUCAGCCCUCUAGCACGUGCCUCAUCUCGGGCAAUACUGUCGUCUGGGAUAACAACCCACCUACUUGUGAAAGAAUUCCUUGUGGGCCGCCCCCAAACAUUGCCAAUGGAAGUUUCAUUAGCAUCAACAGAGAAUAUUUUCCAUACGGGACCGUGGUGACCUAUCGCUGCAAUUCUGGACAGAGAGGGAAAAAGCCGUUUGAGCUUGUGGGCCAGCCGUCAAUAUAUUGCACCAGCAAAGACAACCGCAUCGGCACGUGGAGCGGCCCUCCCCCUCAGUGCAUUAUACCUAAUAAAUGCACACCUCCGGAAAUUGAAAAUGCAAUAAUAGUAUCUGAGCGCAAAACCUUAUAUUCCUUAAAUGAAAUCGUGGUGUUUAUGUGUGAGUCCGGCUUUGACAUGAAAGGACCUUCCAGUGUGAGAUGCCAACCUCGAAACAGAUGGGGGCCACAGCUGCCAAGCUGCUCUAGGCUAUGUGCGCCGCCUCCAGAAAUUCCGCAUGGUAAGCCCACCCCAAGCGACAAGGACAGCUUUUCCCCUGGGCAGGAAGUAUUCUACAGUUGUGAGCCUGGCUAUGAUCUCAGAGGGACUGCUUCUGUGCGCUGUACGCCCCAGGGAAACUGGAGCCCAGCAGCCCCUACAUGUGCAGUGAAAUCAUGUGAUGACUUCCUGGACCAACUCCCUAACGGUCGUGUGCUCUUUCCACUUAAUUUCCAGCUUGGGGCAAAAGUGUCCUUCAUUUGCAAUGAGGGGUUCCGUUUAAAGGGAAGUUCUGCUAGUUACUGUACCUUGGUUGAAAUGAAAAGCCUUUGGAACAACAGUGUUCCUGUGUGUGAGCAAAUCUUUUGUCCAAGCCCUCCAUCUAUCCUUAAUGGGAACCACACCGGAACUCCUCAGGGAGACGUUCCCUAUGGAGAGGAAAUUACUUAUAUGUGUGACCCCCGCUCGGCCAGAGGGACGACCUUCAACCUCGUCGGGGAGAGCACCAUCCGCUGCACAAGCGACGGUGAAGGGAAUGGGAUUUGGAGCGGCCCUGCCCCUUCCUGUGAACUUGCUGGUCCUGCUGGUUACUGUAAAGCCCCAAAACAGUUUCCAUUUGCCAAGCCUACAACUCAGACUGAUGAAUCUGAGUUUCCAGUUGGGACAUCUUUGACUUUUAAAUGUUCCCCUGGGUAUUUUGAGUCUACGUUUUCUAUCACCUGCUUAGAAAACUUGGUCUGGUCCAGUGCCGAAGAUACGUGUAGACGAAAAUCAUGUGGAGCUCCUCCAGAACCCUUCAAUGGCAUGGUACAUAUAAACACAGAUACCCAGUUUGGAUCAACAGUGAAUUAUUCUUGUAAUGAAGGGUAUCGACUCGUUGGCUCCCCUUCUGCAGCCUGUCACCUCUCGGGCAAUACUGUCACUUGGGAUAAGGAAACACCUAUUUGUAAGAAAAUCUUUUGUCCAAGUCCUCCAUCUAUCCCUAAUGGGAACCACCCCAGAACUUCUCAGGGAGACGUUCCCUAUGGAGAGGAAGUUACUUACAUGUGUGAACCCCGCUCAGCCAGAGGGAUGACCUUCAACCUCGUCGGGGAGAGCACCAUCCGCUGCACAAGCGACGGUGAAGGGAACGGGAUUUGGAGCGGCCCUGCCCCUUCCUGUGAACUUGCUGGCCCUGCUGCAUGCCCACAUCCACCCAGGAUCCACAAUGGGCAUUACAUUGGAGAACAUCCAUUUCCAUAUCUUCCUGGGAUGACGGUCAGCUACACUUGUGACCCAGGCUACUUGUUGGUGGGAAGGAACUUCAUCUUCUGCACGUACCUGGGAACCUGGAGUCAUUUUGAACAUUAUUGCAGAGAGGCAAAAUGUAGACUCCCAGCGCAUAUGAAUGGAAUCCGGAAGGACGUGGAAAUGAGAAAAGUCUAUCACCAUGGAGAUAAUGUAACUUUGGAGUGUGAAGAGGGGUAUACUCUGAAAGGUAGUCCCCAGAGCCAGUGCCAGGCAGAUAACACAUGGGACCCUCCUCUGGCCAUGUGUGCAUCUAGCACACAUGAUGCUCUCAUAGCUGGCAUUUUCUUUGGCACGAUCUUCUUUCUUUUACCCAUCAUCGUGGUCGGUUGGAUAGUUGUGAAGCACAAACAAGGCAAAACUACAGAUGAAAAAUGUAAGGAGAGUAUCCAUUUACACCCUCAAGAAGACAGCGGUGUAAGUCCUCAAACUGUGCAAACAAAUCAGGAAAACAGCAGUGUCCUUCCUUGACAAAGUAUAUAAAGCUGGAGAACACCUCGAAUUAAAAUGUUGGUCGGGAAGAAAGCGAUUCACUUCAACAGAAUAAGAUGUGAAACGCAUAAAAUCCCAAGUGGAAGUGACCUCACAGAGAUGCAAGCAUGUGCACUUGAAGAUGCCGAAGUGCCCCCGGAAUCUAGGAAAAGCUCCCUCCUCUUAGUUUGGAUUACUGUCACUCCUUCACCCUCUGUCCUUGUGCUCAAAGCACACACCAUCCAUUUAGGGGGAAAGACUGCCCUUGGGCUAUAUAAAUAGCCUCACUUACUUAAAGGACAAAGGUGUUGCCUAGGAUCUUGGUUUACCAGUUUGUAUUUUCCUUUCUUAUUUUCAAAUGUCCAUACUAUGGAAUGCCCUCAUUAAUGAGAAUUUGAAAAUCCAGAGGGACGAUGUGAAAAACAAGUCACAUAGAAUUAUACUACUCUGUGAUAACCGCUGGUAAUAUUUUUAUUUUUCUGCUAACCUUUGAUUUUUUGCUAACCUUUCUUCAUCUAUGUUUCUUUAUACACAAGUCUUACUUAAAUAGUUAGGUUUUCUGUUAUAGAGCAAAAUCUCCUCCUAUUAGAUCUGAGUAAAAUAUAGCUAUAUCAGUUUUUACUUUCCUUAGAAAAAAGAAUAUUUUCUGUUUAUUAAAAAAAAACAUUAAAUGAUUCUGGAGAGAGGUUUUCAAGAGAAAUAUCUGAAACAAUGAGUUUUGGAUAUUCCUAAGUUGAUUUUCAAAAGCACUUUUACUCUAUUCUUUACAAAAACAUAACUAUUUUAAAUAAAAGAAUAAUUUUAUUAUAAAAGCAA
This is a messenger RNA of Leopardus geoffroyi (Geoffroy's cat), 4825 nucleotides long. RefSeq names its product complement C3b/C4b receptor 1 like (gene CR1L). NCBI's taxonomy places the organism in Eukaryota, Metazoa, Chordata, Mammalia, Carnivora, Felidae. The record is from RefSeq and is a predicted model, not a curated record. The transcript has 19 exons. The coding region runs from base 1361 to 4009 and encodes 882 amino acids.